AUGUCCUACAUCGAAUACGAGCCAUCGUUCCCUCGCAGCCAGUGGCCCCAAGCCUCCUACUUUGCUCCCGGAAUGCGUGAUGCCAACUGGUACACAACCAUCCGCUUCGUCGCCCAGCGAGCCAGUCGCGCCGUCGCCAAAGCGCUCCGCGAAGGCCAUGUAGCUUCCAUUGACGAGGCGGAUUUUUCGGCAGCUGUCCUUGACAUUGUUCUUGAGCUAGCUGACAUACUACGAAACAACGCCGAAGAGGACGAUCGCUCCGUUGCACGCAGUGUUGACAAGUGGCACAAGUGGAUUCGGAAAGUGGCCAGAGAGGUUGUCAAGGAUGCUCGCGCGCUGUUUGCGGCGAACUCGAUCGAAGCCCUCCGCCGCCUGGACACAUGGGAUGCGGAGCGCCGCGAGCAGAUGAUCCUUGGCUGCAUGGAUCGGCUUUGGAUCAAGCUAGACACUGAUGAGUGGUUCAAAACAGGCGACCGGUGUGCGUAUCCGGUCGACGAGGUUCACAUGCUUGUCGAGCGCUAUGGACCGGGCGAAGAGGACAAGAAGCGGUACUGGCCGGGGUUCGUCGUAGACCCCAACGAUCUCUCCACGCGCACCGUGCUUGUCGACUUCAAAGGACAGCUGCACGACCCUGGUACUAUCCUACCCCGCGAAUCCGCUCUCACAUCGUCGGCGCAAGCGCCGAGCUUGUGCGCCGCGCCGAGCUUGUGCGCCUCGACCGGGGGGUCCGAGUCACCAUCUUCCUGCUCGCCCCGCAGCGCAAAGAGUGCGAAAGGGCGCAGCUACUCUGACUCGAGUGUAGCUGUCGUCACAGACCCGGAUGCCCGCCAUGCGGACCACAAGGACCAUUUGUCGGUUGAGCCAGCCGAGGCUGAUUCCUCGCGCGUCGCUGCAGCGCCCGACGUAUGUCAGCAAUAA
This is a messenger RNA of Trichosporon asahii var. asahii CBS 2479, 918 nucleotides long. RefSeq lists its product as uncharacterized. NCBI's taxonomy places the organism in Eukaryota, Fungi, Basidiomycota, Tremellomycetes, Trichosporonales, Trichosporonaceae. The coding region runs from base 1 to 918 and encodes 305 amino acids. The record is from RefSeq and is a predicted model, not a curated record. The transcript is spliced from 3 exons.